Ambispora leptoticha is the source of this 1131-nucleotide messenger RNA. The record is from the annotation of a GenBank genome assembly. NCBI's taxonomy places the organism in Eukaryota, Fungi, Glomeromycota, Glomeromycetes, Archaeosporales, Ambisporaceae.
AUGGAAAGACGAAACAGAUUACAGCAAAAUCACAUUUUCCAAAUCUCUAACCAGUUUCUUCUAAGUUCCCCAGUUCCACAACACGUCCUUAGUUCCUCGCAAACGCUCAGAGAUUCCAUAUUUGACCAAACACAUUCGGAUUUCAAUAAUUUAAAUUCCAAUUUACUCUCGUCUUCUCAGGCUUUCUUGAACGUUUCUCACGUCGUUCAAAGUCAAUCAACAAGACAAGAUCUAAGAGGCGAAGAUACAUCCAAUGUUCAGUCUAUUGCACAUCGAAAUUCCGCUUUCUUGCCACCAGUAUUUGGCAGUACUACUGGUCACGUACAAAAAAGUUUUGCUAAUAUUAUGCCACAAAUUUUACGACCGGUUGCUUUGCCUGCUUACGAUUCACCAACACCCUUAUUUCCGCAGCUAACCACAAAUACCACCAAUUCUAAUGAAAAGAUUCAACUAGCUACAUCAUCUUCAGAAAGAUCGAACAUUAAUGAUAUGCAAAAUGAAUCGGUUAAACCAAUUGUUCUUGGAAAACUUGAAAAAGAAAAGAAAGUACAUCUUCUUAAAUGGGGGUUAAAACUUGUUGAUGUACCAGGAUAUAUUCCUAACAGCAACUCAUGGUUUGUAGUAAAUGGUAUUUGCACGAUUGCAUCAGGAGAUCAAAUUCGUUGGCAUAGCUCACCAAUACGUGACAGAAUAACACCGAAUGAAAUUCUAACUGUAUCAGGCAAAAUAUAUUAUCUGGAUGGAGAUUUGAAUGUGGAAGCCAUGAAAGAAGAUGGAUAUUCGGAAAGUUUUUGCGAGGAAUUCCUUCAUGGCUUUCCAGAUAAUUGGAAAGAGUUGUUGGUGGGUGCGCUCCCAGAAAUUGAAAAAUUUUACGAAAAUACGGCUGUUGAGACGAUGGAGGCUGAUGAAGUUGAUGGAAAGGAUGAAGGAGAAGAACCAGGCCAUUCGACGCCGCCUACAACCCAGGCGGCUGCCUCUCUUGCCGCCCAUUCAGGCGAAAUUUGCCUGACUAGAUCCGGCAGGAAGGUAAAACCUCCUGGGGCAUGGUGGGCAGUCAACGGAUGCGACGUGAUUCACGAGUCAAAGAAGAAAAGGACUCGUAAAACGCCUCGAAAAAAGGAAUCAGGUUAG